GUUGUCCUGCCGGAGAAGCUCCCCAGUCGCCGUAUAUUAAGCAGCAGCGAUGACUGUUUAGCGGUAUGUCUCGGCUCGUAGGCUCUUCUCCGUUCCUUGGUUAGAAUGCGCAAUUCAAAGGCAGCCAAUGCCAUAGGUUUUCUAAUAGCCCGCGCCAAAUCCUCCACCAACAAUCCAUACUUUUCUCUUCUUCUCUCUUCUUACUCUUCUUCCAGGGCAAACAACAACCUGCGUUCUCUGCUUCUGCUAUCUUCUUCCUCUUCGGCCAUUUCUCAUGGCAGAUUUCUCAUCGCGAAUCGGAGCUUUUGCGGGUACGCCGCUGAGCAGUUCUCCGACGACGAAUACGACGAUAUUGAGAAUCACCAGGCAUCGUCUUCGGUCGCUAACAUAGACGAAUGGAAAUGGAAACUCAGCCUUCUAUUAAGAAACGAGAAGGACCAAGAGAUUGUAUCCAGAGAUAAAAGAGAUAGACGAGACUAUGAGCAGAUAUCUAAUCUUGCCAAAAGAAUGGGACUUUAUUGUGAAAUGUAUGGGAAAGUCGUAGUUGCCAGCAAAGUUCCUCUUCCUAACUACAGGCCAGAUUUGGAUGAUAGGCGGCCACAGAGGGAGGUGGUUAUACCUCUGGGCUUGCAGAGGAGGGUGGAGGGUUUAUUGCAGGAACACCUAGAUCGAGCCGAGUUAAGUUCUGGAAAGGUCACUAACAAUAUGGGUGAUGAUAAGUCUAUUGAUCAGGUUGAGUGUAUUAACCUGGAUGAUAACGCUGACUCAUUCCUUGAUCAAUCUGUCAUGGAGAAGGUUCUUCAGAGGAGAAGUUUGCGAAUGCGUAAUAUGCAAAGAGCUUGGCAAGAAUCACCUGAAGGUAGGAAGAUGCUGGAAUUUCGGAAAUCUCUACCAGCAUUCAGGGAGAAGGAUAGGUUGCUGCAAGCUAUUGCACAAAAUCAGGUGAUUGUAAUAUCCGGUGAGACUGGGUGUGGGAAGACCACUCAACUUCCGCAAUAUGUAUUAGAGGCAGAGAUUGAGUCUGGACGAGGAGCAUUCUGUAGCAUCAUCUGUACACAACCACGGAGAAUAUCUGCUAUGGCUGGUUCAGAAAGAGGGUCUACAGAGAGAGGAGAGCCUCUUGGUGAAACAGUUGGCUAUAAAGUUCGAUUAGAGGGGAUGAAAGGGAAAAACACUCACUUGCUCUUUUGUACAAGUGGUAUUUUACUUCGACGCUUGCUGAGUGAUCGCAACCUAAAUGGAAUAACCCAUGUUUUCGUUGAUGAAAUUCAUGAGCGAGGCAUGAAUGAAGACUUCCUAUUGAUCAUUUUGAAGGAUAUGCUUCCACGCCGUAGGGAUUUGCGAUUAAUUUUGAUGAGCGCUACUCUAAAUGCCGAGCUAUUUUCUAAUUAUUUUGAAGGGGCGCCAACAAUUCAUAUUCCGGGCUUUACAUAUCCAGUACGAGCACACUUUCUAGAAGAUGUACUGGAAAUGACUGGCUAUAAGCUGACUUCUUUCAACCAAAUUGAUGAUUAUGGCCAAGAGAAAAUGUGGAAAACACAGAAGCAGCUGGCUUCACGAAAAAGGAAAAACCAAAUUACUGCUCUUGUUGAGGAUGCUCUUAAUAAAUCAAGCUUUGAGAAUUAUAGUGCUCGGGCACGCGACUCUCUAUCAUCAUGGGUACCUGAUUGCACAGGUUUCAAUCUUAUUGAGGCAGUUCUAUGCCAUAUAUGUCGAAAGGAACGACCUGGUGCUGUUUUAGUGUUCAUGACUGGGUGGGAGGAUAUCAGCUGCUUAAGGGAUCAAGUUAAAGCUCAUCCUUUGUUGGGUGAUCCUAACAGAGUUCUGCUUCUAACAUGCCAUGGUUCAAUGGCAACUUCUGAACAGAAACUUAUAUUUGACAAACCACCUCCAAAUGUACGUAAAAUAAUUCUCGCUACAAAUAUGGCAGAGGCAAGCAUUACAAUCAAUGAUGUAGUGUUUGUGGUUGAUGGUGGAAAGGCAAAAGAGACAACAUACGAUGCCUUGAACAAUACCCCUUGUCUACUACCUUCUUGGAUAUCACAAGCAUCUGCUCGGCAAAGAAGGGGUCGGGCUGGGCGUGUGCAGCCAGGCGAAUGUUACCACCUUUAUCCCAGAUGCGUUUUUGAAGCUUUUGCAGAAUAUCAGCUUCCUGAACUGUUGAGAACUCCUUUAAACUCUCUAUGCUUGCAAAUAAAGAGCUUGCAGGUUGGGAGUAUAGGCGUGUUCUUGUCAGCAGCUCUGCAACCGCCAGAACCACUUGCAGUUCAAAAUGCCAUCGACUUUUUGAAGAUGAUUGGGGCGCUAGAUGAGAAUGAGGAUUUAACAAAUCUUGGAAAAUUUUUGUCCGUGCUCCCAGUAGAUCCCAAACUAGGGAAAAUGCUGAUCAUGGGAGCUAUCUUUCACUGUUUUGAUCCUAUUCUUACAAUAGUAUCUGGCCUUAGCGUCAGGGAUCCUUUCUUAUUGCCUCAAGACAAGAAAGAUUUAGCAGGAACAGCAAAGUCUAGAUUUUCAGCAAAGGAUUACAGUGAUCACAUGGCCCUUGUUCGUGCAUAUGAAGGAUGGAAAGAUGCAGAAAGAGAAGGAUCGGCAUAUGAGUAUUGCUGGAGGAAUUUUCUCUCAGCCCAGACACUUCAGGCCAUCCAUUCUCUUCGAAAGCAAUUUAGCUACAUUCUAAGAGAUGCUAGCUUGAUAGAUGUUGAUGCAAGCAACAAUAACCGAUUGAGUCACAACCAAUCAUUAGUUCGUGCAGUCAUUUGUUCUGGGCUGUUUCCUGGCAUAUCAUCUGUAGUGCACCGAGAGACAUCCAUGUCUUUCAAAACAAUGGACGAUGGCCAAGUUUUAGUAUAUGCGAAUUCUGUAAAUGCACGUUACCAAACUAUUCCUUACCCAUGGUUGGUCUUUGGGGAAAAAAUAAAGGUCAACACUGUCUUCAUACGUGAUUCUACUGGCGUAUCUGAUUCAGUACUUAUCCUUUAUGGUGGUUCUUUACACCAAGGAGUACAGGCUGGGCAUUUGAAGAUGUUGAACGGUUAUAUCGACUUUUUCAUGGAUCCUAGUUUGGCCGAGUGCUAUUUGAAGCUUAAGGAAGAACUUAAUAAGCUUAUUCAAGGAAAGCUUCAAGAUCCUAGCCUGGACAUUCACAAGGAAGGGAAGUACCUUAUGCUUGCAGUUCAAGAGCUGGUAUCUGGAGAUCAAUGUGAAGGGAGGUUUGUAUUUGGCAGGGAAACCAAGAAGCCCAAGGAAACUGAUGACAAUAGCAGAUUCACCAGAGACGGUACAAAUCCAAAGAGCCUUCUUCAAACUCUGUUGAUGAGGGCAGGACAUUCUCCUCCCAAGUACAAAACCAAGCACCUCAAGACAAACGAGUUCAGAGCGCUUGUAGAGUUCAAAGGUAUGCAGUUUGUUGGGAAGCCCAAGAGAAACAAGCAGCUCGCCGAGAGGGAUGCUGCCAUCGAGGCAUUGGCAUGGUUGACUCACACUUCCGACAACAGCCAUCAUGAAGAUGAUAACUCCCGACCUGAUGUCACGGAUAACAUGCUGAAACUUCUUGGGAAGCGUAGAAGAUCUAAACGUCGGUGAGGUUGAUGACGGAUUACAGGUAUAGGUUGAUCUUUAUACACCAUUGCCAUCUCAGGUUUCUGCUCAUUAUGUCUUUGGAUGAGAUACUAAACUUCAUCUCUUUUGCUUCGUCGACAAGCAAUAUGGGUAUAUGGCAAAUGUUGGAAGGUGGCAGAGCGGUUCCCUCAUUGGCAUUUACCUUGUUAGAUAUAGCAUUGAAAGACUAACCACUUCUCUGGACAGAUGUUAAAUGCAAGUCAAAGAUUGAUUAAAGAGAUGAGAGGAGUUUUCAACUUUUCAUCAAGAAAGCUACUUACAUGAAUGAGGUGAAAAAUGUUUGUGGUGUAGAUGAUUAAGGAGCUGUAUUAAUAAGCACAACUGAAAUUUUGCUUCAUUCACAGGUCCUACAGAGAACAUAGUGAGCGGCUACCAGUACCUUGGGGACAGAUUUUUUUUUUUUUUUUUUUUUUUCUGGAGAAAGAAAAUUACUAAAUUCCAUUAGUGGUAUUGUAAUCAUAUUUUUGUAACUUAUUAUAUGAUUUCUAACAAUGUGUAAAUGAUCCCAUUGACAUUAUCUUAUUGUUAAGAAAGUACAAUAAUCUUUAAAAAAAAAAAAGA
Molecule: messenger RNA, 4179 nt
Organism: Morus notabilis
Lineage: Eukaryota; Viridiplantae; Streptophyta; Magnoliopsida; Rosales; Moraceae
Product: DExH-box ATP-dependent RNA helicase DExH3
Exons: 19
Coding region: 106-3582 (1158 amino acids)
Cellular component (GO): nucleus; intracellular anatomical structure
Molecular function (GO): RNA binding; ATP binding
Source: RefSeq, a predicted model, not a curated record